CCCUCUUUUCCUCCAUUCAUCUUCCAAGAUCUCAAUUCCCUAGUUAUAUCAAAAAUGUCUACCGAAGAUCCCAAACCCAGCCAAACAUAUCCUGGCUCCUGCCACUGCGGUCGUGUCACCUUUAAAGUCAAAUCUCCUCCUCUCUCCGACCCCGCUGCUGGCGUCGCGAGCUGCAAUUGCAGCAUUUGUUCUCGACAUGGAUAUAUCUUUAUCUAUGUCCCUCACGCCGAUCUCACAUUUGAUAAGGGAUCUUUUGGCGAGCUGACUCAAUAUACGUUCGGCUCUCAUCGUAUGGGGCAUUACUUCUGCCCGACCUGUGGCACAUCGUGUUUUGCGAAGAGCCUGGAUCCUACCUUUUAUGGGGAACAUACAGCUGUUAACGUGCGUGCGCUUCAUGAUGUCGAUCUGAAGAGUUUGACUAUGAAGGAGCAUGAUGGGAAGAGUAUAUGAGGAGGGUGUAGGGGUAGGGGACGAAGGCUUUGUAGGAGCUGAAAAACUAUAUUGUGACGAUGGACCUCGAGGAGAUGCUGACACGAGGAACGCGAUGUUGGGAGUCAUCCAUCUAGAUGUCUGCCCUCAAUCCUGCUUUUUCCUCCAUUUCCUCUAUUCCUCACAAUGUAAUCAAUUCUUCCCCUCUUCGUUCCACAAGAAAAAAGAUGCAGGAGUACUUUAGGAUGGAUAUUGGUACCCUCUUGAUAUUCUUCCUAAGUCUCCUAGCGAUCAACCAUAGGACGAAAACAGCUGUAGAUAGCCCUGUUCAC
Lindgomyces ingoldianus is the source of this 761-nucleotide messenger RNA. Its product is annotated as glutathione-dependent formaldehyde-activating enzyme. Lineage: Eukaryota; Fungi; Ascomycota; Dothideomycetes; Pleosporales; Lindgomycetaceae. The coding region runs from base 55 to 450 and encodes 131 amino acids. The transcript has 2 exons. The record is from RefSeq and is a predicted model, not a curated record. Gene Ontology annotation, molecular function: carbon-sulfur lyase activity.